This is a messenger RNA of Vicia faba (fava bean), 282 nucleotides long. NCBI's taxonomy places the organism in Eukaryota, Viridiplantae, Streptophyta, Magnoliopsida, Fabales, Fabaceae. The record is from the annotation of a GenBank genome assembly.
AUGUUUCGCUCUCUCUCACACGCUAAACCUCUUGUUUCUCAAUCUCUUCCCCUGUUUCAUCUUCAUCGGCGAGGUUUUGCUGCGGCAUCUGAUGUUUCAGCGAGAGUGGGCCGCGGAAAGUUUGAAGAGAAGCCCGUGUCCAGAGAUGGACAAGAAACCUGCUCAGCUUGGGUCCCAGAUCCGGAAACUGGAUACUACAGGCCCAUUAAUUGUGCACCUAAGAUUGACCCGGUGGAGCUCCGACAGAUGCUACUCAAACACAAUACCAGAUCAUCCCACUAG